CAGUCCAGCAGGUGUCAGUGUGUAAUCGCAGAGGCAGAGCAGCAGCGGGGUUGUUGUUUCUCUUAGCCGUUAGCAUAUGAGGCUCCUGUAAAACAUGCCCGUGGCUGUCAUGAUGUCUGAACUUGAUGAUGAAAAGCUGCUGUUGCAGUUUGAAACUCAAGAGUUGGAGGCUCCUGGUGGUAUUGCUACGCCUCAAGUGUAUUCCCAGUUACUAGUUCUAUAUCUCCUGCACAAUGACAUGAAUAAUGCCAGAUACCUUUGGAAACGGAUACCACAUGCAAUCAAAACAGCAAACCCAGAGCUGGCCGCUAUAUGGGCCGUAGGACAGCGUAUCUGGCAGCGAGACUUUCCAGGGAUCUACGCUACUAUUGCUGCUCACCAGUGGUCUGAAAGCAUUCUCCCUGUGAUGGAAGCUUUAAGAGUGACCAUUGACAUGGACAUUCAGCGAACAUCCUCUUUGGUGGGGUCUCCCGGGUCCAUGGAGAGCCUUGAGAAACAGCUAAGUUGCCCAAUUUGUCUGGACAUGUUCACCAAACCAGUGGCGAUUCUGCCCUGUCAGCAUAACCUGUGUCGAGGCUGUGCUAGUGAUCUUUAUGACUCUCGAAACCCUUAUCGUUUCUCUGGUGGUGUAUUCCGGUGCCCUACCUGCCGCUUUGAAGUGGUUCUUGAUCGUCAUGGCGUGCAUGGACUUCAGAGAAAUCUUCUAGUUGAGAACAUAAUUGACAUAUACAAACAGCAGCAGGAAGGUGGAGGUGGAGGUGGAGGCAGCACCACAGAAACGCCAAUAAAACCCAAAAGCUCCAGGGAGCCAAUGUGCCAAGAGCAUGAGGAUGAGAAGAUCAACAUCUACUGCGUGACUCACCAAACUCCCACUUGUUCCAUGUGUAAGGUGUUUGGCCAACAUAAAGACUGUGAGGUGUCACCACUUGCUAGUGUCUAUCAAGCUCAAAAAGGAGAGCUGAGUAAUGCCAUCGAUGCUCUUGUAGCAGUGAAUGGUCGCCUUCAAGCGUUGCUUAACCAGAUGGAGGAGGCCUGCACAGCUGUUCAGGGCAAUGCUCAACGUGCCAAGCAAAGGCUUGGUGAAUGCUUCGAUUCUCUGUAUGCAGCCUUAGAAGAGCGUAAGAGUGCCCUCUUGGAACGUAUAAGCAAGGAACAGGAUGAGAAGAUAUCUGCCCUCAGGAGUCUGGCCAGGCGUUAUGGGGAUCGUCUUCAGGCAGCCACAGAGUUAACAGACACGGCAGUGCAGGCGCUGGAGCAAAGCGGUGCUGCAGAGUUCCUGCUGGCCUCCAAGAACCUGAUCUCCCAGACAAAGGACAUGACGAAGAGUGCACUGGCUGAAGAAAGGCCUGAGCCAGGCUUUGAAAGAAUGGACCAUUUCACUCUGGAUACAGAACAAGUGGAGACUUUGUUGUCCAAGAUGGACUUUGGAGGAGACAAUAAUGAGGAAUUUGAAGAUGCUGAAGAUCAGGAAGAGGAGUGAAUGGGUUGCACUGAAGUGUCUUCGAGGGAAAAUGGGAUGGGAUAAAGGACAAGAAGAUCAAACAAGGACCGUGUCUAUGAGAGGGAAGAGGGUUUAAUGUUUGUAUAUCACUGCUAAGCAGUGUCAGCAUUAAAACUAAUGCCAUUUUUAUACUUUUUAUAAUGUAGUUUCUGUUGUCACUCUAGUAGUUAUCUUCCUACCUUUACAUGUUUUACUCCAGGAAUAGAUCAUUGUAUCAUUUUACAAUAUGUGGUAUGUUCAGUUUACUCCGAUAUGAACUUAAUGCUUUGAUAUUAAAUAAAAUAUUCAAAUGUA
This is a messenger RNA of Carassius gibelio (silver crucian carp), 1795 nucleotides long. Its product is annotated as COP9 signalosome complex subunit 8. Gene Ontology annotation, biological process: COP9 signalosome assembly; protein deneddylation. The record is from RefSeq and is a predicted model, not a curated record. The transcript is spliced from 5 exons. NCBI's taxonomy places the organism in Eukaryota, Metazoa, Chordata, Actinopteri, Cypriniformes, Cyprinidae. Gene Ontology annotation, cellular component: COP9 signalosome. Gene Ontology annotation, molecular function: zinc ion binding. The coding region runs from base 95 to 1480 and encodes 461 amino acids.